This is a messenger RNA of Balaenoptera acutorostrata (minke whale), 1308 nucleotides long. RefSeq names its product cyclin H (gene CCNH). Gene Ontology annotation, molecular function: cyclin-dependent protein serine/threonine kinase regulator activity. The record is from RefSeq and is a predicted model, not a curated record. Gene Ontology annotation, cellular component: nucleus; transcription factor TFIIK complex. The transcript has 9 exons. Bases 142 to 1128 code for a protein of 328 amino acids. Lineage: Eukaryota; Metazoa; Chordata; Mammalia; Artiodactyla; Balaenopteridae. Gene Ontology annotation, biological process: regulation of cyclin-dependent protein serine/threonine kinase activity; regulation of transcription by RNA polymerase II; DNA-templated transcription.
ACGUCGUCAAGCCCGCGCCGACCGGCGUCAGUCCGUCGGCUUCCGCAGAAUCCUGGAGGUGGCUUAGCUGUUUUACGUUCCGGUUUUGUGCCGUUGGCGGUCUUCUCUCCAGACUCCCUGGGCCUUGCCUCCGACUUCACCAUGUACCACAACAGUAGCCAGAAGCGGCACUGGACUUUUGCUAGUGAGGAGCAGCUGGCGCGAUUGCGGGCCGACGCCAACCGCAAAUUCAAAUGCAAAGCUGUGGCGAACGGGAAGGUUCUUCCAAAUGACCCAGUCUUUCUUGAGCCUUCUGAAGAAAUGACGCUGUGCAAGUAUUAUGAGAAAAGAUUAUUGGAAUUCUGUUCGGUGUUUAAGCCAGCAAUGCCAAGGUCUGUUGUGGGUACAGCUUGUAUGUAUUUCAAGCGCUUUUAUCUUAAUAACUCAGUAAUGGAAUAUCACCCCCGGAUAAUAAUGCUCACUUGUGCAUUUUUGGCCUGCAAAGUGGAUGAAUUCAAUGUGUCUAGUCCACAGUUUGUUGGAAAUCUGCGGGAGAGUCCUCUUGGACGAGAGAAGGCACUCGAACAGAUUUUGGAAUAUGAACUACUUCUUAUACAGCAACUUAAUUUCCACCUUAUUGUCCACAAUCCUUAUAGACCCUUUGAGGGCUUUCUCAUUGAUUUAAAGACUCGCUAUCCCAUGUUGGAGAAUCCAGAGAUCUUGAGGAAAACAGCUGAUGACUUUCUUAAUAGAGUUGCACUGACGGAUGCUCACCUUUUAUACACACCUUCCCAGAUUGCUUUGACUGCCAUUUUAUCUAGUGCAUCCAGAGCAGGAAUUACUAUGGAAAGUUAUUUAUCAGAAAGUCUGAUGCUAAAAGAGAACAGAACUUGCUUGUCACAGUUACUAGAUAUAAUGAAAAGCAUGAGGAACUUAGUAAAAAAAUAUGAACCACCCAGACCUGAAGAAGUCGCUGUUCUGAAACAGAAGUUGGAGAGAUGUCACUCUGCUGAGCUUGCACUUAACAUAAUUACGAAAAAGAGGAAAGGUUAUGAAGAUGAUGAUUAUGUCUCAAAGAAAUCCAAACAUGAGGAGGUAUGUUCUCCAAAGGAAGAAUGGACUGACGAUGACCUGGUAGAUUCCCUCUAAACAUCUGAAAUUGAUUUGUCAAUGCUACCUAAUCAACAGAAGGAUGAAGCAUAUCUGGCAUUUAACUUCAAAAAUGAAGUAAUGUGAAAGCAUCAAAAUAUAUUAGACUUUUCUAUUUAUGUUACUUAAAAUUUUUUCCUUUCAGGGUAGCUUUAUGUGAAAUAAAACAUUUUCAAAGGA